Hymenoscyphus albidus is the source of this 1924-nucleotide messenger RNA. The record is from the annotation of a GenBank genome assembly. Lineage: Eukaryota; Fungi; Ascomycota; Leotiomycetes; Helotiales; Helotiaceae.
GUUCUCGAGGUCCAUGCAAAGCAGAUUUUGACUGCUCAACCCACACCCGCGCAACCACAAGAGAAUAUACUGACCGUGAUAUCUCUCUUCGCCGUCAAGAUGGCUUUGGUAGUAGCAGCGAAAAAAGAGCAAGAGGUCGAUUACACCAUCAAGCCCGAAGCUUCGACUCCCGCGGUCGAUACCAGCUCAUGGCCAUUGCUCCUCAAGAACUACAACAAUUGUAUGCCACAGCUACCUCAGACUACCUGCGAAAGCGAAAAACUUGCUAAUUGAAGCUCGCAGUACUGGUUCGCACUGGACAUUUCACCCCAAUCCCCAAUGGAUGUACCCCACUCAAGCGCGAUCUGAAAUCCUACAUCAGCUCUGGAGUGAUCAAUCUCGAUAAACCUUCCAACCCCUCCAGUCACGAAGUUGUCGCAUGGGUGAAGCGCAUGCUAAGGUGCGCGAGGCAUUCACUUUUCUGACACUGACAUCCACAUGCUGAUCAAAUUUUGCGCACAGAGUUGAGAAAACUGGCCACAGUGGUACUCUCGAUCCAAAGGUUACCGGAUGUCUGAUUGUCUGUAUCGAUCGCGCAACGAGACUGGUCAAGUCGCAACAAGGAGCGGGAAAAGAAUAUGUCUGUGUUAUCCGAUUACACGAUAAACUUCCUGGCGGUGAGGCGCAAUUUGCGCGCGCACUCGAAACCUUGACUGGUGCCCUUUUCCAAAGACCUCCAUUGAUCUCCGCUGUCAAGAGACAAUUGAGAAUUCGAACCAUCCACGAGAGCAGACUGUACGAAUUCGAUAAUGACAGACAUUUGGGUGUUUUCUGGGUUAGUUGCGAGGCUGGUACAUAUAUCCGUACACUUUGCGUACAUUUGGGAUUGCUUUUGGGAGUCGGUGCACACAUGCAGGAGCUCCGAAGAGUUCGAAGUGGAGCUAUGGACGAGAAUGUUAGAAUGGUCACUCUUCACGAUGUCUUGGAUGCACAAUGGAUGCAGGACAACACUAUGGACGAAUCCUACCUAAGAACGGUCAUCUCGCCAUUGGAGACACUUCUUACUACCUACAAAAGAAUUGUUGUCAAGGAUAGCGCAGUCAACGCUGUAUGCUAUGGUGCUAAGCUCAUGAUUCCGGGUCUAUUGAGAUAUGGUAAAUUUUCUUCCAAAUCGCGUUGAGGAGUAUUUUCACUAACAAACAUCACAGAGGCUGGAAUCGAGGUUCACGAGGAGGUUGUUCUCAUGACCACCAAAGGAGAGGCCGUCGCUCUUGGAAUCGCUCAAAUGUCAACUGUCGAGCUUUCUACUUGUGACCACGGAGUAGUUGCCAAGGUCAAGCGUUGUAUCAUGGAGAGAGAUCUCUACCCAAGGAGAUGGGGAUUGGGACCAGUUGCAUUGGAAAAGAAGAAGAUGAAGUCUGAUGGCAAGCUCGACAAAUACGGCCGACCCAACGAGGCAACACCAAGCAAGUGGAACACCGAAUACAAGGACUACAAUGCUCCUCUCGAUGGAAGCGCCACUCAAGUUGCCAAAAUCGAAGCCAAGGAGGAGCCCGCAGCAACUCCUGCCGCGGUAGCUUUCGACCCAGAUACAUCAAUGGUUAGCAACGCUGGAGACGAUGCCGGAAAGAAACGCAAGCGUCAUGAGGGUGAGACAGCAGAGGAAAAGGCUGAGAGAAAGCGAAAGAAGAAGGAGAAGAAAGAGAAGAAGGCCAAGAAGGAAGGAAAGAAGGUUGUGGAGAGUGACGACAGCGAAUAAAUAGCGGACGUACGUGCACAUUGUUUUGAAGAGCAAAUUGGAUCGAUGACCAGGAUAAGGUUAUUUUCGAUUCUUGCAUAGUUUGCUUUGGCGUUUGUUGAUGUAUCAUACUUGCUGCAGGAAGUCUUUGCAGGGUCGGCCUAAAAGGAGUUUAGUUAUGUAUGGAAAUUUACCUUUUGUUAAAAA